UAUUGCGGACGAGACUGUCAAGUCCAACAUUGGGGGGAGCACAAGAAGUAUUGCAAGUCACCUUUGAUGAAAGCAGGAUGGAAGCCAGAAUGGGCUACUACAGGCCGAACGCCAGAAUUUGUUGGCGAUAGUGGUCCGUCACAGGUCGUUUUUGGAGGGAAUAAAUACUUAUGGGGCAACGUUCCGGCCAUCGACGUUUUACAGCUCGCCAAAAAUGAAGGUAGCACUUAUGAUCAAGAUGUGCACUUAUUGUUUGCCGCAUCCGGAGAUUUGCGAAACGUGGUCAAGACAGUAGCCUCCAUCCCAGAGGCCUUCCAAAAGUCUGUCUCGAUUGUCUUAAACGAUAGAGAUCCCGAAAUCGUCAUUCGGAAUGCCGUCCUACUUCUUGUCUCUCUGACUGCCGAAGAGACCAAAGAGGCAGUGGAUUGCAUGAUCCAUAUAUUGUAUUCGGCAUUUAUUCAGGAAAACCAUCUGAGCAUUCUACAAGGUAGAAUCCGUGUCUUAGUUGCCGACGUUGUUCAGAAGAUUGUAGACAAACCUGUCAAGUCUUUGCAAGCAAAAGCUUGGAGCUUUGGAUCGCGCAAUCUCCGUUUAGUUCUCACCAAGGAAAUAUGGUGCCAACUUCUCGAGCGCUUGAACGUUCCUAUAAGCCUGACCUCUCAGAAAGCACAUGAUGUUCGCACGGCAAUUACGCUGGCACCUUCACGCAAGGACUACAGAGAGCGGCGGUACAUGUGUCUUUUGCCAGCGCACCGCUUGAGUCAAGAACGUUAUCGCACGGAUGGCCUUCUUUUACCGUUUGGUGCUUCUCGCGCACAAUUCGUUAUUCCUAAUCCGACCUUAUUUGAGAGCAAUCAGAGUUGGCCACUCAAGGAUUCUUCAGAUCCACUUGAAGGAUGGAACAUCUUCGACAUUCUCAACAAAACCCCCAGGGCUGCGCCUUCUGAUGUCUAUGGAAAGCUCUACUUUUACCUCCAACAUGCCUUCAAAGCAUUCAUAGAGAAGUCAAUCAGUCUAAGUGCCAGCUUCCAGCUGUUCAAUGUCGAUGCCGAAGAUCUCUCAAAGCAUCUUGAAAGAGGAACAUUUUCCAGGAUAGAGGUGUCAAACAUAUGUGAUGCUGGAUACUUGGGCUGUGCCAGAACACUGUUCUUCAUGGGACCUCUUUUGCAAAAGCAGAGCACGAACCCUCAUGCCACAUUAAUUAUGCUUUUUAUGAAUGCUAUCGAGGAGAAUCUCACUCCUGCAGAUCAAGCAGCAGCUUUUCGACGCUCUAUGCCACAGGUUGUCAAAUAUUUGCCUCGUCCAGUCUCCAGAACAAACCCAUACGAUCCCUGCUAUCUUAAAUAUAUGCUAGCUGCAGACCUAUUUCGCGAUAAUGAUGGAUUAUUUAACAAAUAUAUGACUACAUGGGGAUUCGAAGAAUGCGGCGAACUUGCUAACAUGGCGAUGAAAAAGAAUACGGUUGUUGAAAAAUGGCCUAUGAGACUCAAGAAAAAAGCAGGACAGCCUGGUGCCCAGGAGGAAUUCGACUUGCUGUUUGGGUCAGGACAUGGGAACGAGCGAUAUGUGGAAUGGCAGACGGUCGAGUAG
This is a messenger RNA of Trichoderma atroviride IMI 206040, 1590 nucleotides long. NCBI's taxonomy places the organism in Eukaryota, Fungi, Ascomycota, Sordariomycetes, Hypocreales, Hypocreaceae. The record is from RefSeq and is a predicted model, not a curated record.